Messenger RNA from Vigna unguiculata (cowpea), 5237 nucleotides. Its product is annotated as paired amphipathic helix protein Sin3-like 4. Lineage: Eukaryota; Viridiplantae; Streptophyta; Magnoliopsida; Fabales; Fabaceae. The record is from RefSeq and is a predicted model, not a curated record. Gene Ontology annotation, molecular function: transcription corepressor activity. Gene Ontology annotation, cellular component: histone deacetylase complex; chromatin. Gene Ontology annotation, biological process: negative regulation of transcription by RNA polymerase II.
UCUCUUUGGUUCUUUCUUUUAUUUUCGCGUUGUCUCUUCUUUCUCUCGCUUUGUUUGCCCAGAAAAUCAGAGAGAAAAAAUAAUCCUCUUUGAAAUUCAAACUGAGAGAGAAAAAAAGAGAAACUUGUCCUUAAAAACCCACGGUGUUUUCUUCAGUACUUCAACGUUGACGCUUUCUGAGGAAUCACAAAGGCACCAGCAAAAAGCUUUGUUACUCAAAGCAUUUUCGCUAUUUAUCUUUUUUUUUUGUCUUUCGAUUUUCUAUCCUUUUUUUCUCAGGACUUGGCAGUUCGGAGACUUGGCGAUCACUCUGAUUUGGCUCCUCUGAGGUGAUCUCUUCGUGGAGUUAGCGGUUAGGAUUCUUGCUUCGCGUUGAUUCCUCGUGGUUAGAUCUGAAGUGUACUAAUUACUCUUGUUUGAAUGAGAAGCCUGAGGAACUAGAAUUUUGAAUUCUUUUGGAGUUUGGAAAUAUGAUUUGAAGUUGAAGAGGGAGAGUGUGCUGUUUCUAUGCUUUGUUGUUGAAGAUGAAGAGGUCUAGAGAUGAAGUUUUCACGAGUUGUUCUCAACUCAAACGGCCUGUGGUGUCUGCCCGAGGAGAAGCGUCUGGGCAACCGCAGAUGGCAAAUGGAGGUGCUCAGAAAUUGACAACUAAUGAUGCCCUAGCAUAUCUUAAAGCAGUAAAGGAUAUAUUUCAAGAUAAGAGGGACAAGUAUGACGACUUUUUGGAGGUUAUGAAAGAUUUCAAGGCUCAAAGAAUUGAUACCGCUGGUGUCAUUGGAAGAGUGAAGGAGCUGUUUAAAGGCCAUAGAGAUCUUAUAUUGGGAUUUAACACCUUCUUGCCUAAGGGGUAUGAAAUCACACUUCCGUCAGAAGAUGAACAACCUGCUCCAAAGAAACCUGUUGAAUUUGAAGAAGCUAUAAAUUUUGUGAACAAAAUAAAGACUCGUUUUCAAGGCGACGAUCAUGUGUACAAAUCAUUUCUUGACAUAUUGAAUAUGUACAGAAAGGAAAACAAGUCUAUUACCGAGGUCUACCAGGAGGUUGCUGCUAUUUUCCAGGACCACCCUGAUCUUCUUGAUGAGUUUACACAUUUCCUUCCAGACGCUUCUGCAGCUGCCUCUACUCAUUAUGCUUCUGCUCGAAAUUCUAUUCUUCGUGAUAGGAGCUCAAUGCCAACAGUACGGCCAAUGCAUGUUGAAAAGCGAGAAAGGACCAUGGCUUCACAUGGGGAUCGUGACCCCAGUGUUGAUCGUCCUGAUCCAGACCAGGACAGAGGUUUGUUAAGGAUAGAAAAGGAGAGGAGACGUGCGGAGAAGGAAAAGGAACGCAGAGAAGAUAGAGAUAAGAGAGAACGUGAAAAGGAUGAUAGAGAUUAUGAGCAUGAUAGGGAGCGAUUUCCUCACAAACGGAAUCGUAAGGUUGAGGACUCUGGAGCUGAACCAUUGCUUGAUGCAGAUGAAAAUUUUGGUACGCGUCCUAUGUCAUCCACUUGUGAUGAUAAAAAUUCUCUGAAAAGUAUGUACAGUCAAGAGUUUGCUUUCUGCGAAAAAGUCAAAGAAAAAUUACGGAAUCCUGAUGACUAUCAGGAAUUUUUGAAGUGCUUACAUAUUUACAGCAGGGAAAUAAUUACCCGACAAGAGUUGCAGUCAUUGGUGGGCGAUUUACUGGGAAAGUAUCCAGAUCUUAUGGAGGGGUUUAAUGAAUUUUUGUUACAAUCUGAAAAAAAUGAUGGUGGAUUUCUUGCUGGUGUUAUGAAUAAAAAGUCCUUAUGGAAUGAUGGACAUGGACUGAAACAAAUGAAGGGUGAAGACAGGGAAAGAGAAAGGGAUCGAGAUAGAGACCGUUAUAGGGAUGAUGGGAUGAAAGAAAGGGACCGUGAGUUCCGAGAAAGGGAUAAAUCUACUGUGAUUGCCAACAAAGAUGUUUUAGGCUCUAAGAUGUCUCUAUAUCCCAGCAAGGAUAAGUAUUUAUCAAAACCUAUAAAUGAGCUGGACCUUUCUAACUGCGACCAGUGUACUCCUAGUUAUCGGCUCCUACCAAAAAAUUACCCAAUACCUAUAGCUAGCCAGAAAACAGAACUUGGUACUGAAGUGUUGAAUGAUCACUGGGUAUCUGUCACUUCAGGAAGUGAGGAUUACUCCUUCAAACAUAUGCGCAAAAAUCAGUAUGAAGAGAGCUUGUUUAGAUGCGAAGAUGACAGGUUUGAACUUGACAUGUUGUUAGAGUCUGUGAAUGUGACAACCAAGCGAGUAGAAGAGCUGUUAGACAAGAUCAAUAAUAAUACCAUUAAAGGAGACAGCCUAAUUCGUAUUGAAGAGCACUUAACAGCUAUAAAUCUUAGGUGUAUUGAACGAUUAUAUGGUGAUCAUGGGCUUGAUGUGAUGGAGGUUUUAAGGAAGAAUGCACCUCUAGCUUUGCCAGUGAUAUUAACACGCUUGAAGCAGAAACAGGAAGAGUGGGCAAGGUGCCGUGCUGAUUUUAGUAAAGUUUGGGCUGAAAUAUAUUCUAAGAACUAUCACAAAUCUCUUGAUCAUCGUAGCUUCUACUUUAAGCAGCAGGAUACAAAAAGCCUUAGCACCAAAGCCUUGCUCGCAGAAAUCAAAGAAAUUAGUGAAAAGAAACGCAAAGAAGAUGAUGUUCUUCUUGCUAUUGCUGCUGGCAACAGACGGCCAAUUCUACCAAACAUGGAAUUUAAGUAUUCUGAUCAAGAUAUUCAUGAAGAUUUGUAUCAGCUCAUAAAAUAUUCCUGUGGAGAAAUUUGCACAACCGAACAUGUGGAUAAAGUUAUGAAGGUUUGGACAACAUUUUUAGAACCAAUGCUUUGUGUUCCUUCACGGCCCCAGGGUGCAGAGGAUACAGAAGAUGUUGUCAAGACUAAGAAUAAUAGUGUCAAGAAUGGUACGGCAAGUGUUGUUGAAAGUGAUGGUAGCCCUGUUGUGGGUGCUACCGUCAUGAAUCAAAAGCAUAUAAAUGUUUCCAGAAAUGGGGAUGGUUGUAUGCCAGUAGAUCAGUCAACUUCUAGUAAAGCAUGGCAAUCAAAUGGUGAUAGUGGGGUUAGAGAGGAUAGGUAUCUUGAUGACCGUGUAUUACGUAAAACUGAAACUUUGGGAAAUAAUACACAACAUGGUAAAAUGAAUAAUAUUGCUUUCCCACCUAAUGAACUAUCAGGAUUUAAUAAUAAGCAAGACCAGUCUAGUGAAAGGUUAGUGAAUGCAAAUGUCUCUCCCGCAUCUGGAACGGAGCAAAGCAAUGGAAGGACAAACAUAGAUAAUUUGUCAGGACUCACUGCCACCCCAGCUAGACCUGUUAAUGCAUCUGCUGAAGGAGGACCUGAUGUUCCACCUUCAGAGGGUGGUGAUUCUGCAAGACCGGGUACAUCCACAAAUGGGGCCAUCACCGGAGGCACCAAAGUCCACCGAUACCAAGAGGAAUCAGUUCGACCCUUCAAAAGUGAAAGAGAAGAGGUGCAUAAAGGAAAGGAUGGUGGUAUGAGUCGGCCAUAUCAAGAUAGACAUGGGGACGAUGUUUGUGGUGAAACCAGAGGAGAAAACGAUGUUGAUGCUGAUGAUGAAGGUGAAGAAAGUCCUCACAGGUCAUCAGAGGACAGUGAAAAUGCAUCUGAAAAUGUUGAUGUUUCUGGCAGCGAGUCUGCUGAUGGUGAGGAGUGUUCUCGAGAAGAGCAUGAGGAUGGAGAACAUGAUAACAAGGCUGAGAGUGAAGGUGAAGCUGAAGGAAUAGCCGAUGCCCAUGACGUUGAAGGAGAUGGAAUGUCAUUGCCAUACUCUGAACGCUUUCUCCUAACUGUGAAGCCACUGGCAAAGCAUGUUCUUCCAAUGUUACAUGAGAAGGACAGGAAUUCACGAGUUUUCUAUGGAAACGAUUCCUUUUAUGUUCUUUUUAGACUUCAUCAGACAUUGUAUGAGAGGAUACAAUCAGCAAAGAUUAACUCAUCAUCUGCUGAUAGGAAAUGGAAGGCUUCGAGUGAUACAAGCUCCACGGAUCAAUAUGACAGAUUCAUGAAUGCCCUUUAUAGUUUGCUCGACGGUUCGUCUGAUAAUACAAAAUUUGAGGAUGAUUGUCGAGCUAUAAUUGGAAUUCAGUCAUAUGUCUUAUUCACAUUAGACAAGCUGAUAUAUAAACUCGUUAAACAGCUUCAAGCUGUUGCUGCUGAUGAGAUGGAUAAUAAGCUUCUACAACUACAUGCAUAUGAGAAAUCAAGAAAACCUGAAAAAUUUGUCGACAUAGUUUAUCAUGAAAAUGCCCGUGUUCUUCUCCAUGAUGAGAACAUAUAUCGUGUUGAAUAUUCACCUGGAGCAACGAAACUGUCUAUUCAACUGAUGGACUCUGGACAUGAUAAACCUGAAGUGACUGCUGUUUCGAUGGACCCUAAUUUUUCAACCUAUCUACACAAUGACUUCCUGUCUGUCGUCCCUGAAAAAGAGAAGUCAGGGAUUUUCUUGAAGAGGAAUAAACGUAGAUAUGCUGGUAGUGAUGAAUUUUCAAGUCAGGCUAUGGAAGGACUACAGAUUAUCAAUGGUCUGGAGUGCAAGAUUGCUUGCAGUUCAUCUAAGGUCUCUUACGUUUUAGAUACUGAAGACUUUUUGUAUCGGGUGAGAAGGAAACGAAGAGUCUUGCAUCCGAGGAGUUCAGGCACCCAUGAACAGGCACAGUCUUCAAACAUUCGUUCUAGAAGACUGCAACGAUUCCGCAACAUGUUUUCCAUUACAUGAAUUGUCCAUUUUGAGGUGGACAUGUAACACUUGCCAAAUGUCAUUGGCAGAGAGGCGCAUGAAAACAGCACCCUAUACAAGAAGUUGAUCUAGGGAUGCUUAUCAGAAAUUAUUUUUGCAAAUUUUUUCUGAGCAACCUAAUAAAUCUUACAGAAUGGGGGCGCGGCAUUGAGGGGAGAUUGUUGUAUACUGUAAUCUGAUGGCUCACAAUAAUGUAUAUAAAGGUAAUUUGUGAUGUAACUAGAGGACUUUUUAUUUCAUUCAUCAAUAUUUUUGUUAUUUAGUUUUUUAUUUUCCCCUUUCACUUUAGCUGCUACAAAUAUUGAGGUUAUUGAUCAUGGAACAUUGGGUGGCUGCAAUUGGCCUGCCGUUUCAAAUACAAGGCGUAGACUGAGAGUCUGCCCACAACAUCCUUUUUCUUUUUGUUUCUCUUUUGGUAUGAUUUUAGCAUGGACAGUAAAAUGAGGAGAAUGUAGCAUACUGAGGCUAUUUUUGCUUGUCUUGAAA